AUGAACUGGGUCAGAGACUUUGAUGAAGCAGUACAGAGCAGAAUACACGUUGGUAUUAAGUACAGCCCCUUAGGCGUUGAUACGAGAAAAGCGAUCUGGAGGAGCUUUCUUGAGAAGGCAAAAACAGAGACAGGGAAUGCAGUGUACAGUGACAAGCAGUUGAACGUCCUGGCCAAGCAAAGCCUCAACGGUAGACAGGCAAGUAUUAAGAAUGCACUUCAUAAAGAAGAAGGGCGUCUUGAGGCCGAAGAGGAAGCAGCGGCAUCUCAAGAGCGUGAGGCUCACCUCUGCACUCAAGAAGCAUAUGCCUGUCACAUGCGUCUUCCCAAACAGCAGAAAGCUCUCAAAACCCGCGGUGUUGAGAUGCUGCGUCAUGGUCUGAAAUCCUUAGACGAGUUGGAGGAGCUGGAGGAGCGCGAGCGGCAUGAAGCUGAGGCUCGUUCCCUUCUCCUAACUGCCUCUGAGGCUACCUCCGAGGGCGAUGCUUCGAAGUGUAAUCUCUUCCCAUCUUUGCCUUCUGGAUUCUUCGACUGCUGGGAUGGCGAUGGUGAAAUGCCUCUAGCAGCUCUGGACAGCUAA
Pseudogymnoascus destructans is the source of this 579-nucleotide messenger RNA. RefSeq lists its product as uncharacterized. The coding region runs from base 1 to 579 and encodes 192 amino acids. The record is from RefSeq and is a predicted model, not a curated record. The transcript is spliced from 3 exons. NCBI's taxonomy places the organism in Eukaryota, Fungi, Ascomycota, Leotiomycetes, Thelebolales, Thelebolaceae.